AUGAAAGUGCCACACCGUUCUACCAAAGAUAUGUCCAGCCGUUUCCUGCUGCUACUCCUGUGCAAUGUUUUCGGUGUCCUCAGCGAUUCGUAUGCUGCUGCUCACCAACCUCUGGAAAAUAUUACCACUGGUAAUGAGUUGUGGUCGGGGUUGGUGAAGGACUGUGAAAAACCUACCGCAGCUUGCAUCAAAAACAGCAUCUACGACUAUCUCAAAGACACUUUAGACUACCCUAGUGAUGUGCAGUUCACAAGUUUCCUCAGGUUCUCCAGAAACUUCGAAAACUACACCAAAGCCGAUUCUGCUGCCUCUGAACCUAGUGGAGCUGAUCGCUCCUUCACAGAAGAAACACCCUUGGAAGAGAUAUCACGGUCUUUGAAAGAAACCUCUCGGAAGUUCCUGAUGACUCACGAUCUCGAACUGCAACUUCCGGAAACUUUUUUUUCUGGAACUACCCUUAAAAUAUCUCCGAGGUCAGUCGAUGACAGUUCAGAUGGGGUUGGUACUUUGGUGAAACUAGAGCUGUUCAAUAAAGAAGCCGAGGGUAGAUCAAGCAACUCUAUUGGCGAAGGGAGGAUUUUCAUCAAAAAAAUCCAAGAGUACAUCGGCGAGAGGCUUCUCUUAGCCUUCCUGGCCAUCUUGGUGGUGAUCAAACUGCUAGCCGUCAAGAUCCUCUUCGUACUUCCAGCCAUCAUCGGCGUGGCAGCUGCCAAAAAACUCAUCCUCAAGAUCGUCCUCUUCCUAUUCCCAGCUCUCCAUCACCUCUUCAAGCUCUGCGCCUAUACCCCCUAUGGAGCAAAGCACCACAUCCACAAACACCAGAUUUCGCACAUCCACCAGGUGGCUCAUGGACAUAAGAACCAUCCGUACAAGCAUCACUACGAAGAUGGUCCCCCAGGUCACCACUAUGGGGAUGGUCCCCCAGGUCACCACUAUGGGGAUGGUUCCCAAGGUUAUGGCUACGAAGAGGGUCCACCGGGUUAUCAUCACGAGCAUGGUGGCUAUGACGAGCCUGAAUUGAAUCCUUCUGGACCCUAUUUCGGAAAUGAAAUAAUCUCGCACAGGAGAGACCCACAAGAAGAAAACGAAGUGGACAGUUGGGGUCAAGGUCAAGAAACAAGACGGCCGAAACCAGACACCAGAAAACCUCUCACUUCCACCGAAAUAGAAAACAUCGUACUCAAGGCCGAAAAGGAAGCUCUGAUAAAAUCACGACUGCAGAAGGAGAAACAACGGAUUCACGAAGAGAACCUCAGACUACAACACCAACUGAACAACGCGUUGAAACUUCAGGAGAAACUCAAGCAACAAACUUCUUUCUACAGCGCCAAAGUACCUUCCUCUACCAAGACACGUUAUCCUGCUACCCCAUUAGUACCACCACCUCGACCGCCUCCCAAUAAAUUCCUGCAGGGUCCUUUUGCCGAACCACCAUAUAGCCCAAACUCAUUCGGAAACUCCUUGCAAGCCCCCAUCAGAGUCGGAAAUGCUGUGAGGAACGGGAAUUCGAUCGGACCUCAGAAUGCUGCAGCAAGUACUCCUAUUGGACAGCACAAUGCUGCAGCAGUAUAUUCGAUUGGACAGCAAACUGCUGGAGGUGGACAAUCGAUAGGCCAGCAUAACGCUGUGGUAUCAAAUCUGGUGGGAUUCAAGAAUGCUGUUGGACUAAGCAGCACUGCAGGUCAUAGUGACCCAAUGGGAAUAAGUGAUUUUGUGAAACAUAAAACUUCCCAAUCUCAACAACAAGUUUAUCCAGUCUACAGCCAGAAUGCACCAGAGCAAACCUUCAUUCAGGACUAUCUUCCCAAGCAAACCGAAAGAGUUCCUUCAGUAGAAGUAAUAAAGUCUGUCGAAGUUCCUGAUCUUCCCGAGAAGCCCCAAGGAUCAAGAUUAGAUAGACCAUUCGAUUCCUUUCCGGAAUUUGAGAAGAGCAAACCACAAGGACCCAGCAGGAGCCAGUAUGAAGAUUCCUUCCCAGAGUUUGGAGGAAACCAACCACAGAAUGAGCCACAACAGCCUAGCAGGAACCAAUACGAAGAUGAGAUAUAUAAAGCUGCUUCAGUAACUUACGAUGCGUUUUACAGUCCAAUUCUAGAGAAGAUAGAUAAAGUGCUGAAUGAUCUUGACUUCAUCGAGGAACCAUGUAGAGAGAGGUUGAUUUGUAGCAUGUACAAAAAUCCUACUAAGUUCAGUCCACAUAGUAAUCUACUUUCAACAGAACUAAGCAGAGACUCGUCGGAACUGAAGAAACCUACAUCAACGAAUUCAGCUGUGGUCAGAUUCUAUAAAUAUGUCCAGGCUGCUAGAGAUGGUCAAGACAAAAGAGACUGUAUAAGACUUUAUCCAGCUUGUGCUGUGAACACAGAAGCUGAAUGA
Molecule: messenger RNA, 2376 nt
Organism: Phaedon cochleariae (mustard beetle)
Lineage: Eukaryota; Metazoa; Arthropoda; Insecta; Coleoptera; Chrysomelidae
Source: the annotation of a GenBank genome assembly